CAUGCAACCCAUUUCAUUUCAUUUUAGUACCACCAACUCACAACAUUUCCGUCCCCAAAUAUUCUCUCUCCUCCAAAAUGCUCCACCUCCUACUCACGGUGGCCCUCCUCCUAGCCGCCGCAACAACCACCACAUCAUCCCGCGAAUGCCCCCUGUGCGGCACAACCCGUGUUCCAUACCCACUUAGCACGGCCCCCUCGUGCGGUGACCAAGACUACAAAAUCCAAUGCAACAACAACUCAACACUACUAUUCCCAACCUCCAACAACACUUACCCAAUCACUUCCAUCACACCAACCAAUCAACGCCUCAUAAUUGCGCCCUCACCUUUCCUCCCCAACACCUGCAUCACAUCAGAUAUUUCCACCCAAGGUGUCCAACUCAACCAAACGGCACCGUUUAACGUCACGGGUGACAACACCAUCAUGUUCCUUAACUGCUCCCAGUCUCUCUUGGGGUCCCCACUUAACUGCUCCUCUAACAGUCUUUGUCACGUGUAUGUUAACUCCACACGUGAGGCUUCCGCGUGUGAGAGGUCGCCUAUUUGUUGUACUUUUCGUGCUGGUGGUGGAACGACGUCGUAUUCUAUUCGGGUCAGGGAAGCGGGUUGUCGGGCUUACCGUAGUUUCGUGGACUUGAACCCGAAUAAGCCCGUGGGCCAGUGGGGUCAUCCCGGGUUGAUGAUCCAGUGGACGCUACCACAGGAACCAGUUUGUAGGACUGAGGCAGAUUGUGCCGUUGAUGGUGGGAAUUCCACGUGUAGGGCUGAUAUUAACUCAGUGGGGACCAGUAGGUGUUUUUGUAAUUCUGGGCUUCAUUGGGAUGGUAUUAAUGGAAUUUGCAGUCCAAAUUAUGUUUGUGAGAAACAAGGAGGGUGUGAUGAUUCAAAUAAGGCUGCCUUAAUUGCAGGCUUGGUAUCGGGGAUAGGAGGUGCAUUUGUUCUUGCAACCAUAGUAGCAAUGUAUUACAAACGUCAACGCAGGAUAAAAGAAGCUCAAGAUCGCCUAAAGAAGGAACGAGAAGAGGUUCUGAACUCUGGUGGAGGAAGAACUGCCAAGAUCUUUAGUGGUAGGGAGAUCAAGAAAGCCACCAACCACUUCUCUAAAGACCGCCUUUUAGGCUCUGGAGGUUAUGGUGACGUUUACAAAGGUACUCUUUAUGAUGGCACACUUACUGCUGUCAAGUGUGCAAAGGUUGGUAACGCGAAAGGAACUGAUCAGAUUCUGAAUGAAGUCCGAAUCCUCUGCCAAGUUAAUCACAAGAGCCUUGUUCGUUUACUUGGUUGUUGUGUUGAGCUUGAGCAACCUAUAAUGGUGUACGAGUAUAUUUCUAAUGGUACACUGUAUGAUCACUUGCACGCGCAUAAACCUGGAGGGUAUAGCCGUCUUACAUGGUCUCAUCGAUUGAGCGUUGCUUAUCAUACUGCUGAGGCCCUUGCAUACCUCCACUUCUCAGCAAAUCCUAAUAUUUAUCAUAGAGAUGUAAAGUCAUCCAACAUUUUGCUAGACGAGAAAUUGAAUGCUAAGGUUUCUGAUUUUGGGUUGUCAAGGUUGGCUGAGACGGAUAUGAGUCACAUCUCUACCUGCGCACAAGGGACUCUUGGAUAUCUAGAUCCUGAGUACUAUAGGAACUAUCAGUUGACAGAUAAGAGUGAUGUUUACAGCUUUGGAGUCGUACUGUUAGAGCUUUUAACAUCACAGAAGGCUAUUGACUUUAAUCGAGAAGCUGAUGAUGUUAACUUGGCUAUGUAUGUUAAGAGGUUGGUGGAUGAGGAACGGAUGCUGGAUGCUGUAGAUCCUCUGUUGAAAGAGGGAGCUAGCAGCAUGGAGAUAGACACUAUGAAGGCGUUAGGAUUUCUUGCCAUUGGGUGCUUGGAGGAGCGCAGGCAAAACCGGCCUUCCAUGAAGGAAAUAGCAGAAGAAAUUGAGUAUAUAAUCAGCAUUGCUACAGCUAAGAAAUUGUAGACUAGUUGCACAACUUUCUGUUUAGUUUCAGAUACUGAUUUAAAUCAAAACUUUCGCGUCUUUUUACUUUGUUUAGUGUAAUUGUUAGUUAUUAUAUGAUGUAUUGGCUUCUUGGAAUGGAAUGCGUUUAUGCACAGCUUCCAUACUGACUAUGAAAUCUAAUACUUAGAAGGCUUCAACUUAAUUUGUUACAAUA
Messenger RNA from Chenopodium quinoa (quinoa), 2160 nucleotides. Its product is annotated as wall-associated receptor kinase-like 20. The record is from RefSeq and is a predicted model, not a curated record. NCBI's taxonomy places the organism in Eukaryota, Viridiplantae, Streptophyta, Magnoliopsida, Caryophyllales, Amaranthaceae. Gene Ontology annotation, biological process: protein phosphorylation; cell surface receptor signaling pathway. The coding region runs from base 78 to 1964 and encodes 628 amino acids. Gene Ontology annotation, molecular function: protein serine/threonine kinase activity; polysaccharide binding; ATP binding. The transcript has 3 exons. Gene Ontology annotation, cellular component: plasma membrane.